UUGCAGCAUCAGUACCGCGCUCGUAUCGCAUUCGUUUGCUGGAGUCGGAGCGCGCUGCGGGGCGACACUGCACCGCCAAGGAGGACGCACAAGCACGGUAGAGGGGGGACUAGAGAAAAGGGAAAAAAGACAGAGAAGGUAGCGCACAGGGGAGACUCAUAGCCUACCCCCUCAUUUGAAUACUGGAAGAAAAUAUAACAUUGUCGGACCUUUAGACAUAAGAAGACAACGAGGCGGAAAAACCCAGGCGAUUAUAUUUUAGCCAGCACGGCGGGGAAACAAUGAAGGAUCGUACACAAGAACUACGAAGUGCUAAGGACAGCGAUGAUGAUGAAGAAGUUGUCCAGGUUGAUCGGGAUCACUUCAUGGAUGAGUUCUUCGAACAGGUGGAAGAGAUCCGAGUCUGUAUAGAUAAGCUGUCAGAAGAUGUGGAGCAGGUCAAGAAGCAGCAUAGCGCCAUCCUGGCAGCGCCCAACCCUGACGAAAAGACCAAGCAGGAGUUGGAGGACCUCACAGCUGACAUCAAGAAGACAGCCAAUAAAGUUCGCUCAAAAUUAAAAGCAAUCGAGCAGAGCAUUGAGCAGGAGGAGGGGCUGAACAGAUCAUCUGCAGACCUGCGAAUUCGUAAGACACAGCACUCGACGCUGUCACGCAAGUUUGUAGAGGUGAUGACCGAGUACAACACCACGCAGUCCAAAUACAGGGACCGCUGCAAGGACCGUAUCCAGAGACAGCUGGAGAUCACUGGGAGAACAACCACCAACGAGGAGCUGGAGGAUAUGCUGGAGAGUGGCAAGCUUGCCAUUUUCACCGAUGACAUCAAGAUGGACUCUCAGAUAGACAAGCAAGCCCUGAAUGAGAUUGAGACCCGACACACCGAGAUCAUCAAGCUGGAGAACAGCAUCCGUGAGCUGCACGACAUGUUUGUGGACAUGGCCAUGCUGGUCGAGAGCCAGGGAGAGAUGAUUGACAGAAUUGAGUACAACGUGGAGCACUCUGUGGACUUUGUGGAGCGGGCGGUGUCUGACACCAAGAAGGCUGUCAAAUACCAGAGCCAGGCUCGCAAGAAGAAGCUCAUGAUCAUCGUCUGCUGUACUAUUCUGGGAGUUGUCUUGGCGUCCACUAUCGGCGGAUACCUGGGCUUUUAAUGACGACGACGACAACGAUGAAAGACGGCCACAAGAGAAAAAAAACACAGAGAGAAAAAUAUCAUAUACAAUAUCAGAUAAGGAAAACGUUCUAAAAGUGGUUGGGUGGGGUUGAAAAAACAAAGACAAAAAAAAUACGACAAUAAACAUACAAAUAAACAUAAUAUUUGCAAUGUACAUGUAAAUGUAUUGAACAUAAGAAACAACACAUGGGUUAGCUACCUGGAAAGAAAUAUGACGUCAAAUAUUUUUGGGGAACGUUUCAUUCUUUUUUGGGGGAUCUCCAGGACAGUGCCAAUGACUGCUAAAUUGUGUGUUGUUCCAGCAAAGGUAGUUUACUUGGAAUGCGAUUUUAGAACAUAAUGCACAAAACUGUAGAAGGGAAUUGGGAUGAUCGGUGUACCUUAUUUCAUAGAUACAAUAAUCACGUUUCGUUGGGAGACACUGACUUUGGUUUUGGUCUUUUAGAGACUUCUCAUGGGUUGAUUAUUCCUGUCAAUCAGGUUAAACAGCCAGUCAAAAUAGUGUAGUCAACUUGAGUAACCUGCCAAUGGGCUAAUCAAAUCUCCUAGAUAGGCAUUCAUUUGCAACAAUGUCUUUACUUCGACCAAUAGGGACAGGAGCUUACACCCAUGGAGCUGUUACAACGGCAGAUGAAAGGCGUGGCACUGCAGUAGCAGGUUUAAAAAUGUUAAAAAACUGACAGUUUGCAGGUGCUCCAUCAAAGCCCUUCUCUGCUCUUAUCCAUACAGUAGGAGCAUGGAGAGAGGAAUGUCUCAGGGUCUUCAGCUAAUUCGAUAUGUCUGUGGCAAGAAACCAAAUUCAGAGAGACAGAUUAGAGAGGUGAGACGGGAGGGGGGGGGUAAACCGACGGUCGAAACGAUGCAGUUUUGACAAAGAAAGCCGAUCAGCUCGAGUUUUCCCAGGGAUGUUGAAAGAGAACAGACAGAGUAAAGAUACACCAGAGAGGGAAGGAAGAGAGGGAGGUGAAAGAAAGAGAGACCUAUAGCCGUCACGCCUGUUCUACAGAUUUUGCAAAAAAAUUGGAACAUGUUAAAAAGUCAAGAUGAAAAUUGAACAACGGAAUCUCAAAACUUGAAAUGCUGGCUAGCCCUGGUGUCGAGUCUCAUGUCUUGCUUUGGAAGUGGUUAGUUCUACUGUGGUCGUGUAGUGUGUGACGUGUCCUGUGACAAAUAGUCUGGCCUCAUAUUUCCAAUAAUGGACCUUUAGCUAUAUUUAGCAUUUUGCAGUUUGCUUUAUUUUAAAAACAUAUAAGCAAAUGGGUACUUUGAAUGGAACAAGUUUGUGUGCCCCUCUAUGUGAAAUUGUAUUUUUUACUAAGCAAAGAUAUAAUCUUAAAAAACACGCAACUAUAGAAUCGAUUCAUAAAACAUGUUAGGUAUUGAUAAUCUAUCAAUCGGUAGGUCAUGUUGAGUUAUAAGGGUUUUAACCCUCCGCUUGAGUUGUUUGGGUGCCAUUUCAUAAAGAUGGGCGUUUCCCUCUUAAUAGCCCAUUGGUGGUGCUGAACUAGUACCAGUUCAGAAUGACAAGGUCAGGAGAGAAUACUGUGCUCUAUGAUUGCACAAUCUACAAACCAAUGCCAUUUGAGUUCAGGCUAAGAACAGAUAUGAAUGCUGCUACAUUUAUCUGAAGGAGACAACUCUACCUUGCCAAGGAAAUAUGCAUGGCAACAUGACACGGAUGUCACAGUGACUCUGUUGAAGCCAGCGCUGUAAUGUUGCAGAUUAAGAUCCAAACUGCGGGAAUGACUGGAUCAAAAUCAUGACUCGUGAGCCUCUUGCCCUCGAAGUCCCAAUUCCCUGGCAUGCGUUGAUGGUGUUGGCCCCCGACUAGAUGAACUGAAGCGUUCUGACUGUUUGGGGUCACCUUCAUGGAAUAGUGUCCCAGUGUAGUUCAUAUGACAAGGCCUUAUACCCCCUGUGUUCUAGAUUGGACAUGGACCUAAUCCGAGUGUAGAAUAUACUCUACGAUCAAUAGAUAUUGAAAAAAAGCAACAACCUUAUUGCUGGUGUAUUGAUUUGAUUAUAGCCAAUUUAAAGAGUGACCCAAUUAUCCUUUGAUAUUAGCUUCCUAUAUGUAGGAACGUCAUAGGAUAUAAGUUGUAGCCUGGCGGUUAAGAGUGUUGGGCCAGUAACUGAAAGGUUGCUGGUUCAAAUACCUGAGCUGACUGGGUGAACAAUCUGUUUAUGUGCCCACGAGCAAGGGCACUUAACCCUAAUUACUCCUGUACUACCCUCUGGAUAAGAGCGUCAGCUAAAUGACUUAAAUGUAAGUCAGAAGUUGUACUUUUCUUCAUUUCAAGUGCCCAAACAGACUAUGUUGGCCACUACAAGAUGAAACUGUGUUUUCUUGUAAUUGAUACUUUGACUGUAUGUGUAAUAAUUGUAAGGAAAAAACAAUAUGUUGUCAAAUGUUUUCUUAAAAUAUUAAUUUUGUGUUGAAUAUGUCCUUAAUAUUGUAUAUUCAAAGGGAGGAGCCAGCUUUCAGUUUUCUGAACUUGGAUUUUAAGAGUGCUACGGAAAUGUAGCUAAAUUCAACAUUUCCAAAUGCCAAAAGUGACUCUGUUCAGUGUAAAACCAAAGGCAGAUGAUUUUACUUCACGGGUGCCCCAACACAGAUAAGUUAGAUUAACCUUCUGACACAGAAUAGUCUAUUAAUGCAAAUCUCACAGGACAUUGGAUAGGAUAUUUCAGAGUUAGACCUAAUUCAUCUUACCUAUUGGCUGCUACAAAAUCAAUACACACCCACUCACCCUUCACAGUUACAUGGUCAUUCCCCUGUCAUUGUCAUCAGCGAGGAACGUUAUUUUCUAAGUCAUCGGUUUCUUGGUGAAUUUCUAAGUCAAGUGGUCCUAUGAUGGUCAUCCCUGACUGACUGUCAUUGAACUGUCUCUGUUGUUGUCCAAACUUUAAACUAUAGUAACUACAUUAAAGUUAUGUUCCACUUUCAGCUCAGCGGCCAAACAAAUCAUGUCCCUUUCAAGUGCUAAGUAGUAGUUAGCUGAUGCUUUGUGCUAAGGCCCGCCAUAUCAUCAUAAGGACAAUACUUGCAAUAAAUAGGAAGCUGAAACCUUCAAUGAAAGGUUCAGUCAUUUCACAUAUCCAUGCAAAAGGCUCUUUGGUUCUGAGUGUGAAACAGUGGCCUUUGAUAGUGGGCUGUCCUUACAGAAUGGGAGUUUGCGUUGCUGACUUUUUCCAUGAACAACCACAUAACAUUGGGAGUUUGGCACUCACUUACAGCUUUGGAACACAUUGAGCGAGAAACAACAACAAAAAAUGGCCUCUAUUUUAACAUGAUUUAACUUCAGGACUAACCCAUGUCACUGUUUUCUACGUGCAUACCGGUAACCACUUUUGAGUUCUGUACAAUCUCGAUCACCACAUGAGACGUGAUAUUUCAGUCCCACCAUGACUCAAAGGCGCUUAUAUUACUUUGGUGAGCCUCUGAAGUCCAAUUUGUAUCUUUCCAUGGCAAGAACGUCUUUCUGCAGCAAGAGAUAUUGAGGGCAUAGGAAUGGCAAACGGGAAAUGUAGGUUAAUUCGACCAACAUCUCCACCCACAGAUCCAGGAGGGAAUCUGACUGUAGUCCUCAAGUCAUUCCAGCACUGGCCAGCAUGUUAUUUUUAAGCUUCUGUGUAUUUAAUGUGUCCAACCACUUACAUGUACAGUUAAAAUGGGGUUAUAUUGAUGUCGUUGUUGUUUUUUAAAAGGAAUAUGGCUAGGGAGCCCUUAUUCUUUAAGGCAUGCAACUUUCGGCUUUGUGAGUUUGCAUGGUGAUUUCUGCUCUCGAUCAUGAGCGCACUUUACACUCGAUAAGAAAACGCUGUCUAUCACAUUCACGGUUUAAUUUAUCGAUCGAUUAUUUAUAUUUACUCACUGAGGACGGGGUGAGGGCUUAUAGUUAUAUCACUGCUGGUGUCUGUUUUAUUGCAAGUCUACAGAGACACCAUAUUUACAGUGGUAUGUCCAGAGAGGUGAUCUACGUAUGUACGAGUGUGUGUAAACCUCUGGGUACUGUUUGGUGCAAAAUGUCCUCUCACCCUUCCUCCAGAGUACUGUAGUGUGCGGUUUUUCCCCACCAUGGCAGAAUCCCUAGUAGUAAUUCUGAUGCAUUCCAUUCUGUACCCCUCUUUCUCUCCCAUGGCAUCUAUCCCACUUUGCUCUGUGUGCUUCUAUGGUGGCAUAUGUGUCCUUUGUGAGGAAACGUUAAUCGUGAGUCUUUAAGCUGCGACUGCAACUUGUGAGCUCCUAGGCCUUGUGUGCAUGCCCCUCGUCCCUGGCACAAAAAAAAAACGAUGGUGCGUGUGUGUGUGUGUUUGUGUGUGAGCAUGAACGUUUGUUUGUGUACAGUAUGUGUGUGCACGUCUGUGAUCGGCGCAGAUCAGUUGCAUCACACAUUGAGCACGCGACUAGGCGUAAGGGCUGUUUGGGUUUAGCAGGUCCAUGGGUUGUAGCUGUUGAGUUCCAGUUUUAUGUUGAAAACAGAACAACAAAAAUACACUAUUUAUAUAUGUUACCAAAUUCAAACCAAAGCAUUUUGCCCCACGUGUUCUCAGUCACCUGAUCAAAGAGCACAAAGAAAGUCAAGUUUACAAAAAAAAUGCUUAUAAUAUAAUAAUAGGAAUCUAGAGUUAGACAUUCCCCCCCCUUCUAAUCAUUGUAUGUUGAUCUGUCAGCUAAUUGAUUCAAACGUUUGAAAUGACUUGUUGAAUAGACUUCACAAAUUGUCCUUUAAUCAUUCGUAGUUUGUAGUCUUCAUGGUUGCAACAGUGAGAAGAGAUGGAUAAUCAUAUGAUGUACAUGCAGUCCUCUGACACUUGAGUCCAAAGGAGACAACAGUGACUACUAUUAUUUCUGUAUAGUCUAUACACCUAUCUUUAUGCACACAAUAUCUACAUGUUUUUUUUUUUUUGUUACGCCCUCUUUACCACCCAAUUCAACGCCCACUUGCUUUGCUUUCUGUGUGCUGGCAACACACCUGAAUGGAGUGUACCCAGAUCAACUUUGGUGAAUAUAAGGGCACUGACCUGGAUGAACCAAAGUAUUCUAUGUUUGUAUUCCUGUGUUGUUUUGAAGUGAAAAGACGUGCCGGGUGUGCGGCACAUCGGAGUGACCUCCAAGCGUAGUGAGAGAAAGCGUUCUGUAAAAUGAGUGGAGAAGGAAUGACGGUAAUGACCUGGCCAUCUAGCUUCUGUCAGUGCAAAGCCUUGUCAAUGCAGUCAAUGGAAAGACAAACGCUCUUCUGGAAAAGGGGUUUGAAUAUGGUCUUGAACCGCAAUUAUAACCAGUUAGAUCUUUCAAAACGAAAUAUCAUGUUUUAUAUUAUCAUGGUUUAUAUUUGGAGUUUCGCUGGCUAUAUAUAUGGGCACCCAUACAUAUUUGCUUGUUGUAGCCACAAGAAAUCCAAGGCCCUAUGCAAUGGCCCCUGGCUUUAUCCUCACCGUUAUGUCAAUAUUCAAACUGCUUUCACAGAAGAGGUUCAUUUCAACAACAAACUAAGCCCUCUUCAGAGAUGCUCAUUUCUAUUGUGGCUUACUAAUGUGCUACUGUUAUUUGCCACGACGAAACCGUUUGUUGUUUUCUUUGCUUUAUGGUCCUAUUUUGGAAAAUACUCACCAUAUCUCACAACAGUAUUCCUUUGUAUCAGUGUUCUAAUUGGGAGCGGGGUUGGCGGUGUAGGAAUGGUGCCCCGAAAUUGUGACUUCAGAAAGUCGAUCAUUAUCUGAAUGGCUAGGUUAACAGAAAACUGAAUAGAUAUUAAAUAUAUGAUUAUAAUGAGAAGAAAAUGCAGUAACAUGUGCAAACUGAGGGAGAAAGAAUGGCAAAAUGAUCAAAUGCUAAACUAAAAAAGUGAGUGAUUAUAUUAUAGCAAUGAUUUAAAGAAAUAAAGGAGUUAUGUUAACAAAAAUAAUAGUAGUAAUAUUGAAUGCUCGCAAUUUUGUCCAACUGAACUGGAUCUUUGUGUCUUGUAAUUAUUGUAAAUACUUCAAAGAGAGAAAAAAUGACUUGCAUGUCCAUGUAUAAAACUACUGAGAAACUUGUUCCGGUCAAAGUUGUGAAGUGGUUCGAUCUCUGCCCUAUACCCACUGUCCCCCCUCUUUGGACUGACUGUCUAUACAUAUAUGUUCUUUCAGUUUUAAUGUGUGUUUGGAGUGUUUGGACAAAAGAAAGAAUCAUUUGUGUGACCAACCAUAUCAGUCAAAAACCCACCCGUUUGAUUUCGUUCAGAGGCAUCCGUCUCUGAUGAAUAGUGCUUCCCUCCAUCCGUAGUAAGAAGGGAGUGGCAACGUACAUGUUGCCAUGUUGUCUCGGUUUCCUGCUUCCAGGCCAAAUAUGAACUCAAACACUCUCUUUGUCUCCAAUUAGUAGCUGGUAGUCAGCCAAAAACAGCCCUGUCAUUGUGAUUGGUAUUGUCUUGUAUAAUGACAAUGUCAACCUUGUCACUUGGCUUUGGGCUUCUUCUCAUGGGUCCAGGGUCUCUCAUCGCUGUGGAAAGUAUACUGUGGUGAAAAAAUAAGUCCUUCUCUUAAUUGAACCCGCCAUUACGUAGUGGUCAUGACAUUUAAAGUCAUUAAGUGCUCAUUUGUGUGAUCUUUAACGUCUGGCAAGUGUUGCAACUCUCCUAUGUUCAUGGGAGAGAAAUAGGAGAGAAAAUGAUUUAAAUUGUCAAAAUUGUAAGAAGAAUUUCAAUUUUUGAAAUUAGUUAGGCUCUGCGUUGAGUUUUGUCCUCUUGUGUACUGAUAUCUUAGCGCGUCAGAUGCAAACAACUGAGUUUGAGAGGAUUUUUGUCCCCAAUUGUGAGAGCAACCCAAGGAGGUCUGAUCAUCCUCAAAGGGAUGUGGAUCAUACUGAAAGGCCUGUGACAAUAUAGAAAUCCACUUUUAUGUGUAAUACAAAAGAAAAAGGGCUUUCUCUAACAUGCAGAAGUGAGAGAAAAUUAUUCCAGACUUCGAUCAACCACAACACAGUUUUGGUUGCAGAUCGAAAGCCACAGUUGGUGGAAGUGAUUUGAAAUGUGUAACAACACAGGCAGAAGAGAACAACUCCAUCAUGUUCAGUGAAAGUCCAUUAGAUGGGUCUGUCAGGGUGGAAGAGAUUGAGCGAAACAAGAAAAUUAUACUGAGAGAGACUGGGAAAAAAAGAGGACAGUUGGAUCGUUUGCUGCAACUUUGACUGGAAAUGCAACUUGUGUCCCGUUUUUUUUUGUGUGUGUGUACGUGUGCGUACCGUAAAUGUAAAAAACUAUCUGUCCCUCUCUCUCCCUCUCUUGUACUGCUGUUUGCUGUUCUGUUUAGUUAGUGUGAUGUGCCAGUAUUUCCCUUCCUCAGCCCUCUUGCUCUUUCUCUCCAUGGAUCUUUAAGAUGACAACUCUAUGCAGAUGCUGUCUUUUAUAAGUGUGUCAAAUUUUAAUUUAAAAUAAAAACGAUUAAAAAAACUAACCCGACAGACAUAUUGAAAUGAUAACAAAAAAUGAAUAAAGAAAAGGAUUGUUCAGUGUA
Molecule: messenger RNA, 8668 nt
Organism: Oncorhynchus tshawytscha (Chinook salmon)
Lineage: Eukaryota; Metazoa; Chordata; Actinopteri; Salmoniformes; Salmonidae
Product: syntaxin-1B
Exons: 10
Coding region: 282-1148 (288 amino acids)
Biological process (GO): exocytic insertion of neurotransmitter receptor to postsynaptic membrane; intracellular protein transport; vesicle fusion
Cellular component (GO): SNARE complex; endomembrane system; plasma membrane
Molecular function (GO): SNAP receptor activity; SNARE binding
Source: RefSeq, a predicted model, not a curated record